CUCUUGUUUGCAUCGCAUCAUCCGUGUAGCCGCAUCGACAUCGACACGCUGCUGCACUCUUUUCCAUCCCAUCAUACCCACCCACAGCCGCAGCCAUGAAGGGCCUCCUCGGCUUGACGCUGCCGCUGCUGGCCGCCGCCUCGCCAGUCCUCGUCGACCACUCCAUCCACCAUGGAGAGGCGCCCGUCUUGUCAUCAAUGAACGCAAAGGAGAUCCCUGGCAGCUAUAUGAUCAAGUUCAAGAAGCAUGUCACCCACACUCUCGCCGCCCAGCACCACGACUGGGUCCAAGACAUGCACCUCAACACGCAGCAGGCGAAGACGGAGCUCAGGAAGAGAUCGCAAGAGCCAAUACUGGCCGACUUCUUCCACGGCCUCACCCACACAUACAACAUCGCCGGGAGCUUGAUGGGCUACGCGGGCCACUUCGACGAAGAUGUCAUUGAGCAGAUUCGCCGCCACCCAGAUGUUGAAUACAUCGAGAAGGACCAAGAGGUCCACACUAUGGGCGACGAUGGCGAGCUGGAGAAGAACGCUCCUUGGGGUCUUGCCCGUAUUUCCCACCGCGAUGGCCUGUCGUUCGGUACCUUCAACAAGUACCUCUACUCGGCCGAUGGUGGUGAGGGUGUUGACGUAUAUGUCAUUGACACUGGCACCAAUGUGGACCACGUCGACUUUGAAGGCCGUGCCUCGUGGGGCAAGACCAUCCCAGCUGGUGACGCUGAUGAGGACGGCAACGGCCACGGUACUCACUGCUCCGGCACUGUUGCAGGCAAGAAAUACGGUGUCGCCAAGAAGGCUCAUGUCAAGGCCGUGAAGGUCCUGCGCUCCAACGGUUCCGGCUCCAUGUCCGACGUCGUUAAGGGCGUUGAGUACGCUGCCCAACAACACGCUGAGCAGGUCUCCAUCGCCAAGAAGGGCAAGAGAAAGGGUUUCAAGGGUUCCGCUGCCAACAUGAGCUUGGGUGGCGGCAAGUCCUCGCUCCUCGACCAGGCCGUAAACGCCGCCGUGGAGGCUGGUAUCCACUUUGCUGUCGCUGCUGGCAACGACAACGCCGACUCUUGCAACUACUCUCCAGCUGCUGCCGAGCACGCCGUCACAGUUGGCGCUAGCACCUUGGCUGAUGAGCGUGCUUACUUCUCCAACUACGGCAAGUGCAACGACAUCUUUGCACCAGGUCUUAACAUCCAGUCUACUUGGAUCGGCAGCAAGUACGCCAUCAACACCAUCUCCGGCACCUCCAUGGCUUCCCCCCACAUUGCUGGUCUCCUUGCCUACAUGCUUUCCCUCCAGCCAUCUUCCGAUUCUGCCUACGCAGUCGCCGACAUCACGCCUAAGAAGCUCAAGGCCAACCUCAUCAAGACCGGCACUCUCGGAGCGCUCAGCGAUGUUCCAAGCAACACCGCCAACGUCCUCGCCUGGAACGGCGGUGGAUCAUCCAACUACAGCGACAUCAUCGAGAAGGGUGCCUACGAGGUCUCCUCGCCAAAGGAGUCCAAGCCAGUCGACCUUAAGGAGAAGGCGAGCGAGUACCUCGAGAAGUUUGAGGAGCUUGAGCAGAAGCUUGAGAAGGAAAUGAAGGACUUCCUCCGCCAGAUCAAGAGCCAGUAAAUUGGGAGUCUGACUCAGGAUAAAUCUUGAUACCCACGAUUGGGGGAUUGUAUACUCGAACGGACACGACGACUCUUUGUAAUGGGAGCCAUUGCAUAGACUGUACUGAAGCUUGGUCAACCACUGAGCGACGGUGCAGUACGUAGACGCCUAACAGGGUGGCACAAAUCUCAUUGCGUCAGCAUUCACGACAGGCGGUUAGGUAGCAUUAUGGCCUAAUGUCAUGACAUCAAACAUAGUAUGUCUUUCCG
Messenger RNA from Pseudocercospora fijiensis CIRAD86, 1861 nucleotides. RefSeq lists its product as uncharacterized. Lineage: Eukaryota; Fungi; Ascomycota; Dothideomycetes; Mycosphaerellales; Mycosphaerellaceae. Gene Ontology annotation, molecular function: serine-type endopeptidase activity. The transcript is spliced from 2 exons. Bases 96 to 1610 code for a protein of 504 amino acids. The record is from RefSeq and is a predicted model, not a curated record. Gene Ontology annotation, biological process: proteolysis.